Naegleria lovaniensis is the source of this 2256-nucleotide messenger RNA. RefSeq lists its product as uncharacterized. The transcript has 6 exons. The record is from RefSeq and is a predicted model, not a curated record. The coding region runs from base 1 to 2256 and encodes 751 amino acids. NCBI's taxonomy places the organism in Eukaryota, Heterolobosea, Eutetramitea, Acrasida, Naegleriidae.
AUGAACGGAAGUGGUAAUUCAGGCAAUAUUUCAAACAGAGCUGCCACAGCUUCUGUCAGUUGUAGAGACAGUUUAAUUUCCGUCACUAGAAAAAAACCCACUUCUUCAUCAGGAAGAAGACUUGGAUCACAAUCACGAGAGGGGUUUUAUGGUUCUACCAGUAAUGGAUCAAGCGGGUCCAGCAUUAGCUCAACCACCACUGCUGACUCGUAUUCACCUCAGGAUUUAGAAUCAACCGUUACAAGAACAUUAUCAUCCACACGAUCCAAGGCGUCCAUUGAUUAUGAUGCUCAUGCAUCAACUAAUCAUGUCUCAUUACCAGAUAUCGGAAUGAGUAGAUCAAAAUUUGAAAAAGACAAGAAACAGCAAUUACUUUUAAAAGACGAUCAAGAAUUUAUUGAAAAAUUAAAAUUAAAAGUUGAGGAACAACAACUUGAAAUUGAGAAAAGUAAUGGAUCAUUAGAACAGAUUCAACGAAACUUUGAACAAUUGUCAGCCAUGUAUAAGAAUGAAAAAUCCAAAUCAGAAAUUCUUCGAUUAGAAAACGAGAGAUUAAAAGAGGAAAGCGCAUCACUAAGAGUAAACAUUAAUUCCACAGUAUCAAAGGUUGCCUACCAAGAAGUGGAACAAAAAUUAAAUCAAUUAUUUACAGAACUGAAAGAAAAAGAAGAAACCAAAUCUGAGCUCGAAAAAGAAAACACCACUCUUAAAGCUAAUCUUUUUGAUUUGAAUGUAAAGAUUAAAAAUAUGAUUCAGGAAUUAGAUAGUUCACGAAGAGAAAUUGAUCAUCAGGGAGUUGAAUUUAAAAAGCAGUCAGAAAUACUCAAACAAGAGGCCAAAACUUUGAAUGAUCAGUUAUCGAGUCAAAAGAUUGAAUUGGAAGAUAAAAAAACGGAAAUCGUUCGACUUGAAGCACGACUCAAAGAUAAAGAAAGAAAUAUUUCUGCUCUUCAACAAACCUUGUCCAAAAAGGAUGCUGAAGCUCAAGAAUACAGAGAAAAAUUACAUGCUUUAGAAAAGAAUCAAGAAGCAACAAAUUCUCGCUUGAAAGAAAAAUUAAUACAAAAUGAAGAUUAUGAAACCAAUGUAAGACAAUUGGAUGCCAAGAAUAAGGAGAAUAUUCGAUACAUUAAUGAUUUGAAAAAUCAAAUUUCUGAAAUGAAAACACAAUUGAGAGAUAAGGAUUACUCUGAGAAGGAGUCACAACAGCAGGUUAGAAAUUUAUUAGAUGAAAUUGAAAAUUAUGUGUCGUUGGUUAAGAAAUUAGAAGAAGAAGUUUCCAUUCUUAGAAACGAUCGAAAAGAGUUGGUACUUGAAAAGCAAAUUAAGGAUCUCACCAUGCAAAAUUCUGAUUUGUUGAAACAGAUUGAAAUUAUUUCCUCACACAAGAAAAAGUUGGAAGGUGUAUCUAACGAGAAGGAAAAAUUGGUUCAAUUAGUAACAACAUUGCAACAUGAAAAUGCUGAACUGACGUUGCAAGUUGAAACUCUCUCUAGAAAAGAUCAAGAUGAAGCUCAUAUCUAUUCCGAGCUAAUGAAAGUGAGAGAAGACAAUGAGGAAUUAUCACAAAAGCUAGAGGAAGCCACACAAAAACUUUCCCAAGUGGAAUCUGCAAUGAAUUUGAGUGAAAUUCAAGUUCGCGACUUGGAGAGUCUACUCAAGUUUAAAGACGAGUCCAUUGAAAUUCUCAAUACCAAAAUCAAUCAAAAGGAAAAGGAAUUACGUGAAAAAGAUCAAACGUAUAAGAAAGACGUUGAAAAAGAGAGGGCUAUUUGGAAAGAACUCACUCUCACCAAUACUCAACUUGAAUCCACCAUUUCCAAUUUACAUUCCGAUAUUCAAAAAAUACAAAAAGAAAUGAACGACAAUAAGGAACACUAUGAAAAACAAAUCAAAAAAGAGCAACUCAUGAUGGAUCAUGUUCAUAAGAAUCAAAAAUACCUUCAAGCUACCAUUGAAAAGUUAAUCAAAGCUGAAGAAACGACUGUGAGUUCUCUGACCUGUACUCAUUGCUUUCAAUUGUUUGAAGAUCCUUGUCUCUUAGUGCCAUGCAGUCAUACCUACUGCUCGCAUUGUUGGAACGCCUUACAAGAAGAGAAUGAAUCGUGUGUUCCAUAUUGCCCAGAGUGCAAUGAAAGUGUGAAUGCCUCCGUGAGAGUGGGUGUAUUGGAUGGAUUAGCCAAGAAGUCUGCCUAUCGAAAAGAACAACUUCAAAGUGUCUACGAGUCAGUGAAGAAGUUUUUCUCCAUUCAGUAG